Molecule: messenger RNA, 1233 nt
Organism: Pieris macdunnoughi
Lineage: Eukaryota; Metazoa; Arthropoda; Insecta; Lepidoptera; Pieridae
Source: the annotation of a GenBank genome assembly
AUGAACUCGACGGCGGCGGCGGCUGCGCUGGAGUGCAGUACGGACGUGGGCGUGUCAGCGCGGGACAAGUUGAUCCGGUUCGUUGUGCACGGUGUGAUGCUCAACGCCAUUGGGGCGGCCGGCCUACUCGGCAACGCUCUUGCAGUACUAGUGCUGUCGCGCCCACAGAUGCGCUCCUCCAUAAACUGUCUUCUGGUGGGGCUAGCUGCGUGCGACACACUUCUUAUCCUGACCUCAGUGCUCCUGUUCGGCCUCACUGCUGUAUAUCCAUACACUGGUGCGCUGCGCUACUAUUACUACCACGUAUGUCCGCGUCUAACGCCCUAUGCCUACCCACUGGCCAAUGUUGCGCAGACCAUGUCUGUCUAUCUCACGUUGAUCGUGACCGUAGAACGAUGGGUAGCUGUAUGCCAUCCUUUCCGUGCCAAGGCACUGUGCACCUCGUCGCGAGCGCGCUGGUAUGUACUCGGAACGGCAGUAUUCGCAUUUAUCUACAACGCGCCCAAGUUUCUCGAAGCCGAGGUGGUGGAAGAGCGCGACAUCGAGACCGGCGAAGUGAUCUACUGUGUACAGGCCGAUAUGCGGUUCCGCAACGAAACCUAUGUGGCCGUCUAUAUCCAUUGGAUGUACUUAGUAGUAAUGUACAUCGUACCGUUCUCGCUACUGGCAGCGUUGAACGCUCGCAUCGUGCGCCAAGUGCGACGAGCACAGGCCGAACGUGCCAGACUCUCGCGCGUGCAGCGCCGCGAGCUCGGACUGGCCACCAUGCUGCUAGUAGUCGUGCUGGUGUUCUUCUUAUGCAACCUAUUGCCGCUAGUCACCAACGCCUUCGAGGUCUUCCUCGGGGAUGCGUUCGACAAUCUCGACCCACUAGUGAAGACGAGCAACCUGCUGGUCACAAUCAACAGCAGCGUGAACUUCGUAAUAUACGUCAUCUUCGGCGAAAAGUUCAAACGGAUUUUCCUGAAGCUAUUCUGCGCUGGACGAACUCGACGAGAUUCACCGGAACACACGCGCGACGACUCGUUCGCAUCAGGUGCGGGUGAGCGCGUGUCGCUGCGGCUGCUGCGGAACGGCACGCUUCGCCGGUCACGAGGCGCGGCAGGGCGGCGCCGAUCACCCGCGCCCACCGUCUACUACCCCGCACCACCUGCCACUCCUUGCACGGAAGUAUCGCUGGCCUCGCUAGAGCACACGUCUCGCACCAACGGUGCUUCUCGACUACACUUCUGA